AUGUCAGCUGAAAAGGAAGAAGGUCUUGCUCGAUUAAUUCUUAAUUUUGCGGCAAACACUAGAAAGGUAUCCAAACAAAAAAGAACUAAGGGCUAUCUUGUGGCCAGAAGGAAUCUACUGGCUGAUUAUUGGAAGCGCUACAAUGACUUCCGUGAUGACAUUUCUGCAGCAGACGUUAUUGAAGGCGAAGAGGGCAAGGUUAAGACGACAUUAAGUGAAGCUCGUUUGGAAGCAAUAGAAUUGGCGUACAGCGAAGCACUAGGUGAAAUACAUGAUGAAAUCAAAGAAUUUGACAAUCAUCGUAGUGAAAAUCAUCCAGCAACCAUACUCAGUCAUACAUGCGGCGGUACUACAAAUACAUCAGCGUCAAAGCUUCCGAAGAUUAUUCUGCCAAAAUUCGAUGGCUCGUUUCAAAAAUGGUUAAGUUUUAAAGAUAUAUUUACAACAUGCGUUAUUAAUGAAGCUUGUUUGUCUGAUGUACAACGCCUGCAUUACUUGAAAGGCAGUUUACUAGGUGAAGCCGAAACUCUUCUUCGCAGUAUUAGUAUCCAGGAAAACAAUUUUGCUAUAGCCUGGGAUAUGCUUCAACAACGUUAUGACAAUAAGCGACGCCUUGUCAAGUCUUAUCUGCGCAAUAUCACGAAACUUCCGGCGAUGACCAAUGAGUCAGAUAACGCCAUGCGAAAACUUUUGGAUACUACCUCAGAAUCCGUUAAUUACGCAAACGUCAAGCUGUGA
Messenger RNA from Rhagoletis pomonella (apple maggot), 738 nucleotides. RefSeq lists its product as uncharacterized. The record is from RefSeq and is a predicted model, not a curated record. Bases 1 to 738 code for a protein of 245 amino acids. Lineage: Eukaryota; Metazoa; Arthropoda; Insecta; Diptera; Tephritidae. The transcript has a single exon.